CGCCCGGGAGGAAGAGUGUGAAGCCUCCACCAGCGGCUCUGGGGAAGCAAACCCAUUGCAACAGGUUGCAGCGAAGGCGAUGCAAUUGCUGCCGCCACAGCAGGGCAGCGCAUGGCUGCAGAGCCACGGUGGGGCUGCUGGGGAGCAAGGCCGCCAGCUUCCUCGAGGCUUGCAAGAAGCAGGUUUUGAAAGAGCAUCCUGCGAGCGGGGCUGCAGCAAGCUGGGCGAGGCGAUUCCUGGCGGUGCCAUGGCCAACGCUGCCAGAGCCUGGAAUGGGGAGCGGGAGCCGCUGCCGGGGCGGGAGAUGGAGCUGGAGCCCUCCCGGCCCCCGCCACUACCAGGGAAAACUCGGAGGGCUCGCUGCAGCAGCCUGGACCUGGGCACCACUGGAUUACCUGCCCCCAUGCCGGACACCCCGGGGGGGCACUCGCCCCGGCCUUCCGACCCAGCCCUCAUCUACAGCAACGUGGGAGAGCUGCGGGCCCACCUAGUCCCCCACAAGGCUAGCCGAAGGGAAGGAGCUGGGAGACCCCCCUCUCAGCCUGACCGAAACCCCCUGCCCCCCCCACUGCCAAAAAAGCAGCUCCAGCGAGCGGAGUCCCUCCCGGAGCAGGGGCCAUCCCAGCACCAUCAGGGCGAUCCCACAUCAUGGGCCAGCAGCAUCCUCUACAGCACCCCACCACCCCACCUGCAGCACAAGGAGGCUCCCAGCUCCAUCCCGCCACAGGACAGACACUCCUGGGGACCCAAGAAGCCCCUGACCAAGUCCCAAAGCCUGGGAGAACCAGUGGCCUGGAGCAGCCCACAGAAAGCCCCAUCGCCCAGCCCGGCGGAGCUGACUUUCAGAACGGCAGACGGGGAGCUGGGGAAGCUCCUGCAGCUCCUGGAAAGCUCGGCUGGGGUGUGCGGGGUGGUGUUGGGGUGCCAGGUGGCCACGCUGACCCGGCUCUCAGCUCGCAUCCAGGAGGAGCUCGUGGGGCCGGAGGAGCGGCAGCAGCUGCUGGAGGCAGAGCUGGCAGGGAAGAACUGGGCAACGCUCAGCAUCCUGGACCGGGAGCCGUGCUGCGAAAGCGGCGACGCCUGGUAUUUCCGAGUGGGCUUCACUUUUGAGCAAAGCCAGCUGGUGUUUGCAGCCAAGGUCCCCAAGCCGUGCUGCACCAGCCUUGGGGUGCAGAACUCCCUCGGAGUGCACUGCAGCAUCCAGCGCCUGAUCGGCCGCUUCACCGACCACCUCCCUUGGGAGCUGGUGCUCCCGGGAAGCCCCAGGGAGCUGAGUCAGUCCCCUUCCAGAGAGAAGCAAGCCCAUCUUGCCACUCGCCCUGUCCUGAAGGUCCUCAUUUCUCCUGAGGUUCCCUACCAGACCCUGGCAGACUUUGUAAAGGAAUCCCACGGUUUGCACAGGACCAGCCCUGGGCACUACGAACGCCUGGCUUGCCUCCUGCUCCUGCAGGUGUGCAUGGGGCUGGAGCAUCUCCGAAUGCAGAACAUGGGGCAGGGAGACCUCUGCCCCGAGAACCUGCUGCUGGUGCAGUGCCCAUGCCCUCGCCGGAGCCAGCAAGGCAAGGAGGCAUCCCCGAGGCUGUCCCUUCCAAGGCUGCUAAUCAGCAGCUUCUUCAAGGUUAAAGACAAGCGAAGACCUUGUUCUACCAGCCAAGAGCAGGACUGGAGCGAGGGGCGCAGUGCACCACCCUCCCCAGUGGCAGAUGAGCUGAAUGUAGGCAUGCUCAUCUAUGAUAUUUUGCACGUGGACAUCUCUCUGGAGAACACCUUGGGGUUCAGAAGCAACAGACUUCCUGAAAUCCCUUCCCUGUCCAUCUAUUCCACGGGACUCAAGCGUCUGGCCAUGCUGCUUCUGCACAGAGAUCCUUGCAAGAGGGUCUCCAUUGAGCAGGCAAGGAGCAUCCUGCAGGUCCUGCUCUGGGGGCCUCGCCAGGAGCUCUUCGCCAGAAGCAAGAAGACCCUCACCCUGCUCCGAAGCUGGGUGGAGGUCAAGAGGGCUCUGCUGCUCCUGAAUUUUGCAGAGAAUUCAGCUGGGGCAGUGGGGAGCCCUGGCCUUGAGGAGUGGCUGUGCUGCCAGUACUUCAAGGAGGUCACCGAACACACACUCUACCAAGUCACCCAGGCUCUCUACGCUCCUUAAAGGCAAGCUGAAGCUCAGCCACCCAAAAGGUCUCCUCAAAGCCAAGAGCCCGUGAGGACCUGGCCAAAUCCACCAGUUCACAGGGAAUGCAAGCUGGUCCUGGCUGGGAAAACUGUUUGCAAACCUGAACCCGCUUCCCCCACAGCACAUGAAUGAUGAAGCUGGGAUCAAACUCCCACCCAUGGCUCCCACAACGCAACGUGUGUUUUUACACUCUCAACCAAUUUUUAUUUGAUUUUGUGAGUCCCGUUUAUUGGAGCAUCUCAGGAAAGACAGCUGGAUGGAAGCCACAGGAUCAAGUACCAAUUUAGUGGCUGAUUAUCCCGAGGAAAGUUUAUGGGGCUCAGACUUUGCACAAAGCCCCCUCAGACCCCUCCUGCAGCCACGAGGCUUUUGCUGUUUUAAAUAACAACACAAAGCCACACGUUAUGGUUCACCUUAAUGCGUUAGCAAAGGAGAAAUACAAUAACCCGAACAGCCUGCUCUUUUUAGAAACAAUUUGCAGCGUAGGCACAAAAAUAAAUGACAUUUUAAAGGGGGAAAUACAGCAGCCACACAGCUUCAAUAAAACCCAGAGCUGA
This is a messenger RNA of Falco peregrinus (peregrine falcon), 2721 nucleotides long. RefSeq names its product PEAK family member 3 (gene PEAK3). Bases 80 to 2140 code for a protein of 686 amino acids. The record is from RefSeq and is a predicted model, not a curated record. Gene Ontology annotation, molecular function: protein kinase activity. Gene Ontology annotation, biological process: protein phosphorylation. NCBI's taxonomy places the organism in Eukaryota, Metazoa, Chordata, Aves, Falconiformes, Falconidae. The transcript has 4 exons. Gene Ontology annotation, cellular component: focal adhesion; actin cytoskeleton.